Mytilinidion resinicola is the source of this 1705-nucleotide messenger RNA. Its product is annotated as 26S proteasome regulatory subunit RPN7. Gene Ontology annotation, cellular component: proteasome regulatory particle. Bases 82 to 1548 code for a protein of 488 amino acids. The record is from RefSeq and is a predicted model, not a curated record. The transcript has 3 exons. Lineage: Eukaryota; Fungi; Ascomycota; Dothideomycetes; Mytilinidiales; Mytilinidiaceae. Gene Ontology annotation, biological process: proteasome-mediated ubiquitin-dependent protein catabolic process.
CCAACACCAAGGCCACAUAGACAUCCCCUCCAUCCAACUCACUCUAUCUACCUCCUCCUCUACCUUGUCAAGCGUUUCAACAUGGGCGACCCCCAGUUUGCCAAGUACCCCAACCUCCAGCUCUCUCAACACGUCUUCCAGCUCACCAAUCCAUCCUCCCCGAAAGCCAGCAAGCAAGCUUCGCUCAAGUCCCUCCAAGAUGCCAUCCGAGAACACAAAAUGGCGCCUCUCUACAGGCAUCUGGCUCACCCUGUAGAAGGCAUCCUGAACGCAACGGGGGAAGGCACCGCGUCACAGCCCGCUGGCCACCGAAGACCCUCGUCCAGCGCCGCUACCUUUCUCGCAACGAAGAAUCCUACUCUCGAGGUCAACCUGCCAUGGGACGAGAAGCUAUACGAUGAGUUGAAGGCCGACAACGAGAAGGAGCUUGAGACUAUCCAGAAGGAGGAGGAUGAGGCGGCAGAGAAGGCUGGGGAGACGGAAGUGCAAACAGCUCGAGGAAAGCGGGCAGAAUACUACACGCGCAUCGGAGACAAGGAGAAAGCUAUUGCAGCAUACGAAGCUGUGUUCGAGAAGACCGGCAUUCUAGGCACCAAGAUCGACAUCGUGCUCGCAAUAAUACGCAUCGGUCUGUUCUUCGGGGACAAGAUACUCGUCAAGAAGACUGUAGAACGCGCCGGGACACUGGUGGAGAGUGGUGGUGACUGGGAUCGUCGAAAUCGCCUAAAGGCAUACCAAGGGCUGCACCUGCUCACCAUUCGAUCACAUGCUCAAGCCGCACCCCUUCUUCUCGACAGUCUAUCUACAUUUACCAGCUACGAGCUAUGCAACUACUCCGCGCUAGUCGUUUACGCCGUCCUUGCUGGUGCCGUGUCAUUGAAACGAGUCGACUUCAAGUCGAAGGUUGUCGAUGCGCCAGAGAUCAAGGCAAUCCUGGGUGAUGGGGAUGAAAAAUCAUCUGCGCUUUCUGGAAAGACGUCCGCAGGCGCAGGUGCUGGCGAUGAGGAGAUGCAAGAUGGGCCUGCUUCUUCUGCAAUCCCGCACGCAGCUGUCAAUCUGACCACCAUCGGCCAGUCGGAGGCAGAGCAACAAGAUGCUGAAGCGCCCGUCGAUUUCACGGGGCUCGCCACAUUGGUUAGCAGUCUCUACAACGGAAACUACAAAGACUUCUUCGGAGCUCUGGCAUCGGUCGAGGAUGCGUUCCUCAGCCAGGACCGAUACCUGUACGAGCAUAAGAGUUGGUUUGUGCGGGAGAUGCGACUACGAGGCUAUCAACAGCUUCUCCAGAGCUACAGAGUGGUUGGCCUGACCAGCAUGGCCAAUGACUUCGGAGUGACAAUCGAUUUCCUGGACAGGGAUCUUGCCAAGUUCAUUGCAGCAGACAGGAUACCCUGCACCAUCGAUCGCGUCAAGGGCAUCAUCGAGACGAACAGACCAGACGACAAGAACAAGCAAUACUCAGACGUGGUCAAGCAGGGCGACCAGCUCAUCACGAAGCUCCAGAAAUACGGACAGGCGGUCCGGCUAAGAGGAAGUGAGAGGGGUUAGGCCGGCAAUUGGCUACAAUGUGGAUCAUGGAGCAUGCAAGUGAGCUUGUAUAAUGUAGACAUAGACCAACAACGCAUCCACGCGCUACGACCCCGAGUCUAGCAAUGAAGCUUCUCAUGACUCCCUCAAGAUGUGCUCUUGGUCUACACAAGCUCUU